CUCUUGGUACGCGCCGCGCUCCCCCGCUCGCCGCAGUGGUUUGGCCGCGGCGACCCCUCUCCAGCGGCGCGUCCCCCGCGCUUGGUACAGCCCUGCCCGUCUCCCCCGAAGCCGCGCGCCCGCGCCCCUCAGUCGGUGGAGCCUGCAGCCCCCCGUGUGGCCCGUGGCAACCCCCAGCCCACUCGGCCCGUGCCCGCCAUGGUCCGUCCGCGCCGCGCUCCGUACCGCUCCGGCGCUGGGGGCCCCCUCGGGGGUCGCGGUCGCCCCCCGCGGCCCCUCACGGUGCGCGCCGCCCGCUCGCGUUCCUGGCCGGCCAGCCCUCGCGGCCCGCAGCCGCCGCGGAUCCGGGCCCGCUCGGCCCCUCCCAUGCAAGGUGCUCGGGUGUUCGGCGCCUUGGGUCCCAUCGGGCCCUCCUCGCCCGGUCUCGCCCUCGGGGGCCUGGCCGUGGGCGAGCACCGGCUCAGCAACAAACUGCUGGCCUGGAGCGGCGUCCUCGAGUGGCAGGAGAAGCGCCGACCCUACUCAGACUCCACCGCGAAACUGAAGCGGGCCCUCCCUUGCCAGGCCUACGUGAACCAGGGCGAGAACCUGGAGACUGACCAGUGGCCCCAGAAGCUGAUCAUGCAGCUCAUCCCGCAGCAGCUGCUGACCACCCUGGGCCCCCUGUUCCGCAACUCCCAGCUGGCGCAGUUCCACUUCACCAACAGAGACUGCGACUCCCUCAAGGGGCUUUGCCGCGUGAUGGGCAACGGCUUCGCGGGGUGUAUGCUCUUCCCCCACAUCUCCCCCUGCGAGGUGCGCGUGCUCAUGCUGCUCUACUCGUCCAAGAAGAAGAUCUUCAUGGGCCUCAUCCCCUACGACCAGAGCGGCUUCGUCAACGCCAUCCGGCAGGUCAUCACCACGCGCAAACAGGCCGUGGGCCCUGGCGGUGUCGCGGGCCCGGUUCAGAUUGUCAACAACAAGUUCCUGGCAUGGAGCGGCGUCAUGGAGUGGCAGGAGCCCAGGCCUGAGCCCAACAGUCGGUCCAAGAGGUGGCUGCCCUCGCAUGUCUACGUGAACCAAGGAGAGAUCCUGAGGACCGAGCAGUGGCCGAGGAAGUUGUACAUGCAGCUCAUCCCGCAGCAGCUACUGACCACCCUGGUGCCGCUGUUCCGGAACUCGCGCCUGGUGCAGUUCCACUUCACGAAGGACCUGGAGACGCUGAAGAGCCUGUGUCGGAUCAUGGACAACGGCUUUGCCGGCUGCGUGCACUUCUCCUACAAGGCGUCGUGCGAGGUGCGCGUGCUCAUGCUGCUGUACUCGUCGGAGAAGAAGAUCUUCAUCGGCCUCAUCCCCCACGACCAGAGCAACUUCGUCAAUGGAAUCCGGCGCGUCAUCGCCAACCAGCAGCAGGUCCUGCAGCGGAACCUGGAGCAGGAGCAGCAGCAGCGCGGGAUGGGGGGGUAGUGGCCACCCCCAGGCUGGGCCCCUCCAGGAGUCACAGACGAGGCCCCUGCCGAAACUGGUGAGUGGCUCCCAGCUCCCUGGGGGGUGUGGAGUUUAGGAAGCCAGAGUGUGGCCCUCCCUGGCCUUGAGACCAGAGCAGAGAGUCAGGUCCAAUUCCACUGGUCCCAGGAGGUGACAGAGCUGCGGUUUCAAGGCCAUGAGCCGUGGGGUGCCCGGGCCAGCCCCUCCCACGAUCCUCCUGCCCGCAGGUCAGAUGCCUCAGAGCAGGGGCCCCUGGGGAUGGCAGCUGCCCAGCGAGAUGGAGGACCGCGGCCGGAGAGGUCUCCAAGGACGGUCCCCACCCCUGUACGUGUCCCCAAUAAAGUCUUUUAAAAGCCCAAUGGC
Enhydra lutris kenyoni (northern sea otter) is the source of this 1830-nucleotide messenger RNA. RefSeq names its product prostate tumor overexpressed 1 (gene PTOV1). Bases 199 to 1446 code for a protein of 415 amino acids. NCBI's taxonomy places the organism in Eukaryota, Metazoa, Chordata, Mammalia, Carnivora, Mustelidae. The record is from RefSeq and is a predicted model, not a curated record. Gene Ontology annotation, cellular component: transcription regulator complex. The transcript has 12 exons. Gene Ontology annotation, biological process: positive regulation of transcription by RNA polymerase II.